GAAGAUGCAGCGUUUAUAAUGGCAAACAAUGAAGAAGGCCAAAAAUCGUCUAAGAUAAAAAAUAAUAUAUUUGAAAAUGAAGAAAUGUCAAGGCAUUUACGUAGAUUACUUCAUAGUAAGGACCCUUCUGAUUUACAGACUGCAAACCGAUUGAUAAAGUUUAUGGUGAAAGAGGAUGAGGAACGAUUGCAGUUAAAUUCGCGAAGAGGCAUGGAAUUAGAAUCCGUGCAAAACAAUGUAAUGCUAUUGUCAGAAAUGCUAGAUUCAUAUAAUCAGAAUGAAACUAGUGCAGAGGAUCUUGAAUUGAUGAAAGAGUUGUAUCAGGCAUGUGAGCGACUGAAACCUAUUUUGUUAAGACUCGCCAGUGAAACCCAGGGCAACGUCGAAAUGCUUGAUGAUGUACUAGCUGCGAGCGAUGAGUUGAAUCAAGUCUUCGAGAAAUACACAUCUAUUAUCGUUCUUGGGCAAAUUCCUAAAUCUUCUGCAACAGAAGCUUCUAAACCAAUUUACAAUGAGCCAUCCCUUUUGGAUUUAUCGUCUCCCACUGAGAUUACUUCCUGUAAGAGCAGUUUAAGCACGAUGCAGAGCACAUCAUCAACAGAUCAUCGUUCAGAUAUGGAUGUACUAGGAGAUAUCUUUAGUGUAUUGGAGAAACCUGCAGUCAAGUCUGAAGCAAAUUUUUUGAUGCCAAACGCUAUAAUGCAACCAAUCAGUAUCUCGCCUAUAAAUAAGAAAA
Messenger RNA from Wasmannia auropunctata (little fire ant), 736 nucleotides. RefSeq names its product ADP-ribosylation factor-binding protein GGA1-like. NCBI's taxonomy places the organism in Eukaryota, Metazoa, Arthropoda, Insecta, Hymenoptera, Formicidae. Gene Ontology annotation, molecular function: phosphatidylinositol binding; small GTPase binding; ubiquitin binding. The record is from RefSeq and is a predicted model, not a curated record. The annotation marks the transcript as partial. The transcript has 3 exons. Gene Ontology annotation, biological process: intracellular protein transport. Gene Ontology annotation, cellular component: trans-Golgi network.